AGUUUGCUCUGGUCAAAGAGGAAGGCACGUGUCACAGGACUAGACACUGAGGUGAACAAAAAUGCCAGACGCUCUUUAACACACCCCCGGCUGUCUAAAUGCUUCUCUUCUCACUUCCAUAAAUGGCUGAAGAAAUAUUGAUACCGCCUUCGGGGAAAAUUCGAUCGCACCUUAACUUCUCCCUGCUGGCAGUGACUUUAUUGACGUCCUUUGGCAGCUCCAUGCUCUAUGGAUAUAACCUGGCUGUGGUCAACUCCCCCGCCAAGUACAUAAAGGACUUCUACAACCACACCGUCGUCAGCCGCAAUGGCACUGGGGUCAGUGAGGAGACGCUGACUGUCAUGUACUCUGCCACUGUGUCCAUAUUCGCCAUCGGCGGUCUGCUUGGGUCCCUGAUGGUUGGCAUGCUGGUCACCAAGUUCGGCAGGAAAGGGACGGUGGUGAAUUCCACUGUGCUGGUUUUCGUUGCCGGCAGUCUCAUGGGCUUCAGCAGGAUAUGCGGCUCCCCGGAAAUGGUGAUCUUGGGUCGCUUUGUAACCGGGAUUCACUCGGGCAUCUCACUCAGUGCGGUACCCAUGUACCUGGGAGAGAUCGCACCCAAGAACCUGCGAGGCUUCCUGGGCCUAGUGCCAAGCAUCUUCAUCUGCCUAGGGGUCUUCACAGCCCAAGUGCUGGGGCUGCAGGAGCUGCUGGGGAAGGAGGAGUACUGGCCCCUCUUCCUGUCCCUGGUGGUGGCACCCACCUGUGUCCAGCUGAUCCUGCUGCCCUGGUUCCCAGAGAGCCCACGCUACCUGCUGAUUGAGAAGCACAACAUCCACGCUACCAUCACUGCCCUGAAGUGGUACCGUGCCAAAUGCAACAUCCAGGCAGAGAUCGAGGAGAUGCAGGAAGAGCAGCGCUCGCUGUCGUCGGUGGAGACGCUGUCUGUGUGGCAGCUGCUGCUGGACGGCUCUGUGCGUUGGCAGGUGUUCUCUGUGGCUGUCAUCAACGUCGGCAUGCAGCUGUCCGGCAUUGAUGCGAUUUGGUUCUACACCAACGACAUCUUCCAGAACGCGGGCAUCCCGGCUUCGCAGAUCCAGUACACCACGGUCGGAACGGGAGCCAUAGAAAUCAUCGCCGGGCUCAUUGGGUGCUUCACCAUCGAGAGGCUGGGCAGGCGGCCGCUGAUCAUCGGCGGCUUUGGUGUCAUGGGGGUCUUCUGUGCAGGCAUCACGCUGUCACUGGUCCUGCAGGAACGCAUCAGUUUCAUGCGGUACGUCAGCGUGGGUUGUGUAGUGGGCAUAAUUGCAGGCUUCUGCAUCGGACCAGCUGGAGUGCCAUUCCUGAUGACUGCCGAGCUCUUUAAGCAGUCCCACCGGCCUGCCGCCUACACUGUCGGGGGGUCCCUCAACUGGAUAUCCAACUUCACUGUUGGCUUUGUCUUCCCCUUCUUGCAGAUGUCAGCUGGGUCCUUCUGCUACCUGGUCUUCUCCGGCAUCUGUCUCCUCGUGUCCACCUACGUGUUCUUCAUCAUCCCGGAGACUAAGAACAAGACCUUCAUGGAGAUCAGCCAAAUGUUUUCCACCAAGGAGGCCGUGCCGGAGACCCAGGCCCUGAGUUUACCGGAUCAGCUCAAGCUGAAGAAGAUGAAUGGUUAUGGGGCACUGGAAAGCGGCUCGCUGGAGUUCGACAGCUCCGCCUCCGGCAUCUGAGCAGACAGGAGAGGAAGGGUCUUAGGAAAGAGGGUUAGAUGGCUCCUAGCUUAAUUCUCUCUGGAUUGUCCACUAGUUGGUGAGUGUGGUAUUGGACAAAGUCCAUAACUGAGAAACUAUAGCUUAGUAGACUACCAAGACAGCGCAGACUGCUUGGUGAGGGUAGUUUUGUUUUUGUAUAAAAUUUUUUGAACAUUUUUGUAAAACUCCCAUAAACCUACCAACUAUCAGACUGAUAUUUGUGAUAAAACGGGAGUCAAUGGGAAGUCCCUGCAAAUACAGCUACAGUUAAACUCAGCAUGCGAUUGGCUGCACUAAGGUAUCUUCACACAUGCCCAGAGCCAAUCAGCCCAAAGCUUGUCUGUGGGAAUCUGCCCGUCCACUCUGUCUCGGUUCCCGUGUGAUAGUCCGCCACAAAGGUGAGCUGCUCUUCGUGAGUGCAGUCUAUAUAUGUGAGGUGCUCCUCAAUUGGGACUAGCUUUAAUUUUAAUCUUUAUUUUUUAUUCUUUUUUUUUGAGAGGAAGUUCCUCAACUUCCUGAAAGCAAGUUUUUUUUUUUUCCUUU
This is a messenger RNA of Brienomyrus brachyistius, 2255 nucleotides long. RefSeq names its product solute carrier family 2, facilitated glucose transporter member 9-like. The transcript has 13 exons. The record is from RefSeq and is a predicted model, not a curated record. Lineage: Eukaryota; Metazoa; Chordata; Actinopteri; Osteoglossiformes; Mormyridae. Gene Ontology annotation, biological process: monosaccharide transmembrane transport. Gene Ontology annotation, molecular function: hexose transmembrane transporter activity. Gene Ontology annotation, cellular component: membrane. Bases 123 to 1691 code for a protein of 522 amino acids.